Molecule: messenger RNA, 706 nt
Organism: Lobosporangium transversale
Lineage: Eukaryota; Fungi; Mortierellomycota; Mortierellomycetes; Mortierellales; Mortierellaceae
Exons: 2
Coding region: 78-533 (151 amino acids)
Biological process (GO): sterol transport
Molecular function (GO): sterol binding
Source: RefSeq, a predicted model, not a curated record
UGUCCAUCUUCUUCACUCUCUUAAGCCAACCAACCAACCAACCAACCAAGCCUUAGCCUUCUCUUCAAUCAGUCAAUAUGAAGUUCAUCACCGCCGUCGCUGCCUUCGUCCUUGCUGCUGUCGCCAACGCCCAGACGCAGCCCACUUUCACCAACUGCGCUACUGGAGCCACCGACUUGGUUAUCAACUCCUUCUCCCUUUCUCCCUACCCUCUCUGUAUUGGUCAGAACGUCUGCGCCACCGGUAACGGUCAAUUGAGCGCCCCUGUUACCGCUGGUGCCAAGCUUAACAUCGUCGGCAAGUACUUGAACCGCAUCGUUUACACCGAUGCCCAUGACCUCUGCACCUUGCUCGGUAACCAGGGACACCCUUGCCCCGUUCCCGUCACCUUGACCUCCAUCACCGCCUGCGUCUUGGUCAAGACCACCGCCCCUGCUGGCAUCCCCGUCCAAUUGCAAAUUUCCGCCACCAACGGCAACGGUCACGUCUUGUUCUGCCAAUCUGCUAACGGCGUUCUUGCCCAGAACUGCUAAACAAGAGAAGCAGUAGGGAUAUACAAAAGGAUAAAACUCAAAGAAAAGAAAAAAAGAGAAAGAAAAAAAGAACAAAAAGGAGCAGGGAUCUUCUUUUUUUAUCUUUUUUUUUUGUCUGGAGCAGGAAUCUUUAACUUUUUCUCUUUUGUCUUCGUCUUUUGUGUAAUAUUCCC